This is a messenger RNA of Cotesia glomerata, 1767 nucleotides long. RefSeq names its product ATP-dependent DNA helicase pfh1-like. Gene Ontology annotation, molecular function: ATP hydrolysis activity; DNA helicase activity. Lineage: Eukaryota; Metazoa; Arthropoda; Insecta; Hymenoptera; Braconidae. Gene Ontology annotation, biological process: DNA repair; telomere maintenance. The coding region runs from base 108 to 1175 and encodes 355 amino acids. The transcript is spliced from 2 exons. The record is from RefSeq and is a predicted model, not a curated record.
AUUUUACUAAAAAUUCGCAAGGUGAUUAUAUUCGUCGAAAGCAACAACGCAUCAUUCGUUAUAGGAAUUAUGACAUAGCCUCAGAUAUAAAUGAGUAUAAAAGAGAAAUGGUGACUUUGCAUAUCCCAUUUCGGAAUGAAGAAUUCGAGAUUCUUGAAGAGAUGAAAUUUAUUAGGAUUUACGACGAAAAUGAAAAUCAAAUUCUGGAGCGACGUAAAGAGUUUGAAUCUGACUUAGACAUUAAUAAAACUAUAGAGCUAUGCCGAAAACUAUGUCGCGAAAAUGAAGAAGCAGACGAUGACGAUGAGAUUCAUGAUAUUGCCACUAGAUUUCCAGAAAUUAAUCCAUUCCAAACGCUAUAUGACAAUCCGAAUUCGGAUGUAAACAGUGAUUUACGUCUCGCAACCCUAAAUAAACUUGGUGCCAUUGCAAAACGGAAAGAAAAUUUAAUGCCUAACGACCAAUAUUAUGAGCUGAUGAAAAUGGCAAACCAAAAACAAAAGGAACUUUUGAUGCACGUCAUUUACAAUCUUCAGUUGGAAGAUCCUCCUCCGCUGCAAAUAUUUUUUACAGGACCAGCUGGAUGUGGUAAAACAUUUGUUAUUAAAUUAUUAAUGGAAAUUUAUAAUCGAUAUUCUGAAAGUGAUGGGUUUUGUAAUGCUUAUAUCGCUUGUGCUUCUACUGGUAAAGCUGCUGUGGCUAUCAAUGGGACAACAGUACACACUGCACUGAAGAUAAGUCUUUCAAAGUUGCUUCCUUUAUCAAUUGAAGUAGCCCAACAAUAUAGAUCACUUUUUAAAUAUGUUCGUGUAUUGAUUAUCGAUGAAAUUAGUAUGAUUGGAGCCGAGUUGUUGUCCCAAAUAGAUUCAAGGUUAAAGCAAAUCACCGGUAAUUUUGAAGUCCAUUUUGGUGGAUUAGAUAUAAUUUUGAUUGGUGAUCUACGUCAACUACCGCCAGUUCGUGCUACCCCAAUUUACAAACAAAUAAAACGACAAAUAGCAGGUUUUGCAACAAUAUUAACAAAAAUUGGUAAUGGACAGUUGUUAGAUCAGGAAGAGCUAGAUUUAAUUGAGUCACGGAUUUACUCUGAAGAAGAAGCUGAGAGACUUUGUCCAGACGGUAUACGAUUGUUUUUAAUAAUCAUUCAGUUGCUGAAUACAACAAUAAAAUUUUGAAUUCUAUAGAAGAAAAAGUGAAUUCAGAGGCAACUGAUAUAUAUAUUGGAUGUAGAAAUGUUGAACAGCAAACUUCUAUGCGUCAAAAAUUACAUAAAAUGUCAACUAUUGAUACAGGAGGUUUGCCAUAUCAAAUUACAUUGGUUUUGAACAAACCAUACAUGAUAACAACUAACAUCGAUGUAUCAGAUGGAUUAGCAAAUGGUGCGACGGGAAAAUUAAUUUUCAUUGAAUAUAAUGACAAAGGAGAGAUAGGUCGUUUAUGGCUAGAAUUUCCAGAAUCUCCAAAAAUCGGAGAAAAAUUGAGAAGAAAGGCAGCGGCAUCAAUUCAAAAAAAUAAUCUUCAUCCACUGGCAGUACCAAUAGAUCGCAGAACAUCAUCUAUACCACUAGUACCUAAUAAAACCGUUAUUGUAAAACGUAAUCAUUUCCCAUUAGUCUCUGCAUGUGCAAUGACGAUUCACAAGUCCCAGGGAGCUACUUUUGGUGAGAUUGUAUAUGAAUAUGAUAAAUCACACGUUCAACAACUCCUGUACGUCGCAUUAUCACGAGUUACAUCAAUAAACGGCUUAUAUCUCGUUUCAAAAAAAAA